This is a messenger RNA of Psylliodes chrysocephalus, 2711 nucleotides long. NCBI's taxonomy places the organism in Eukaryota, Metazoa, Arthropoda, Insecta, Coleoptera, Chrysomelidae. The record is from the annotation of a GenBank genome assembly.
CAUAAACAAAAAGGAUUGAUUUGUUGAAAAAUUGAGAUUACCUUUAUUGCUUGUAUAAUUAAUUGUGUUUAAUGUGUGUCUUUAAUAAAGAUCCAGAAUGAUUAAGAAAUCUGUGAUAAUUUUUCUGGGGACAGUUUUUUGUGUAUCAGCCUAUGAAAUUAUGCUUAAAAAUGAUGGCCCAAUAGUUAAAGGUGGAACAAUAAGAUUUAUGGUCAUGGUCUAUGAUAAUAACGUUCCAUCAACAGAUGAAAUGAGAUUUGAAUGGAGUGAUGACGCAAUACCUCAUCAUACAAGAAAGUCUGAAUUUGUUAAAAACGGCACAGACUCUUGGAAAGUUACAUAUGAUGCAAAUGUCAAUCCAGCAGGACCUUACAUAGUUCAAGUAGUUAUAAUAAAAUGCAACUGGAUACGAUAUUGUUAUGAAGCUGGAUCAGCUAGAAGUCAAUUUGAUAUAACCACAAAUUUAAAUGGAAAACUAUUGGUUAAACAAAAAAACGAAACUUUAUCCAAUAAUUUCGUCUCUACAAAAAACGAAGUUACAUUUCAUACUAAAAUAAAGAACAGCGAUAUGGAGUUUAUAAAAACGGCACCAUUAUUGAACACCUAUUGGUUUGUCGACUGCACUUAUUAUGGAAUCACGAAUGAUUUGAGCUUUGCAUCAAAUUUUACAUCGCCUGAUAAGGAUCAUCUAGUGGAGGCAUUAGUGGUGGCUGAUUUUAAACCUCCUGUGCCGUCUACUACUACUACCACCACAACUACUACAACCACUCCUAAACCAACUACUACAACCACUCCUAAACCAACUACUAGCACCAAACCAACAACUACAACUUAUCCAACCACUAGCACUAUACCAACCACUAGCACUACAACUAUGUCAACAACAACUACCGCUAAAACUCCGUCAACAACCACCAAUAAACCAAGCUCUACAACUCCUCCAACUACUACAACAAAAGUAAUAAAAAGACAUGCUGAACCUAAUCAUUUUGAAAGAUUUAAUACUAAAGUAUGGAAUAAUGGUAGUUUAACACCUUACAAUGUCAGUUUUCCAUACAUAUGCAACAGUUCUUAUAUACCAACAGACCCGGAUAAAGUUUAUGGGUACUUUUUCAAGAAGUUCAAGACAAGAGAUCCUCUAUCAAACAUUAACGUCACUGGCAAUAACUGGAUACAGCCGGGUAAUAUGUUAUCGUUGAGGGUACAUUGUAACGGGUCGAAAAGUUUCAAAUAUUGCGUGGAAUAUAAGAAAGGAGAGUACAACGUUACCGGUAACGAAACUUGCGAAAUCUUCCAGCAAGCCGAUACGUGUGACUUUGAAGUUAGGAGAUUCUUAUCUUACCCUAAAAGUACAGUGAUCAUUAUAAUCGAGAACGAUAUUAGUAAACAAGUAACGCCCGUUACUGUCAACAUUUAUAAAGUUAAAAAGGAAGGUCAAUUGUCUGUGAUAGUGGUUCCAGUAGCAUUUAGCUUGGUUGCUGUCGUAUUAAUAGUAUUCGGAGUUGCCUAUUAUUUCCAAAAUCGAAGCAGAUUUAUAAUAGAAGUAGCAGACUUCAAUUUCGGCCAACAGUACACCGACAUGGAGUACAAAACUUUCCGUGAAAGACUUAGAGACUCUGUGACAAACGCGUUUACUCGCACCCCCACUUCGGGCUCGUCCGAAGCGCAUGCGUGGCCUCUCGGUAGGAAAUAUGGAAGUAUGACAUGAUAUAUGACUGAAGCACAAUCGACUCUAUGGGAAGAUGCCAAUGUAGCUGCUAUUGAAUACCAAAAUUUCUGGCUUCAAAUAUCUUAAAGCGCAUCUAGACAUAUCACGGACUAAAACGUAGUUUUAUCUCCGUUUACCCAUGAGUUUUGUAUGUUAAUUUUUUUAAUUUGUUAUGCUCUACAUUUUAUUUUUAUUAUAUUUAUAAUAUACAAGGUAUAUUCUACAAAUAGUGGAUUGUUCUCUGCAAAUAGGUCAAUUUGAAGGUAGAAAAUAGUUUCUAUUCUGAUUUAAUCAAUAAAUAGGAUAUUAAUAUAUUAAAUUUUAAAAAGUAUUCUUAUAUAUAUUUCGCUAAAUCGGGUUGAUAUAAACAUAGGUAUAUAUUUUUUUAUAUCAAACCCUGCUAUCACAUUUUUUUUGUAAAUUAUACUUACGUGCCAAAAAUGUUUUAAAAGUUCUCUGUCUUUGUUUUUAAAUUAAUUACUUGUACUUUCUGGCAUCUAUGGAAACUAAAAUCUUUAUCGACAUCCACCAAGGAAAACCUGUAUUACUGUUCUUUUUUAUACCUGAAAUACUAUGUGAAUUACUUUCAGGGCACCAUCUCUCUUUUCCGCUCUUUUUUACACAUAUUCCACUUUUAUGUAAAAAUUCCUGGAAAAAUAUGAUAAAUGGGCAAAGAUGUCAAUUUUUCAUAUAUCGGCAAAAAUUCGGAAAAGAUCCACAUGUACAGCUUAAACCAAAAAUCAAAACUAGGCAGUAAAUAGUAGCUGAAAGUUUGAAGCUUUUUAAAAAAAACAAAACUAGAAAAAAUCACACAUUGCUUUUGGAACGUAAACGUUAAUUUUAGAGAUUAGCUUCAAGUCAACUUAUUGACAGAGAAACAUUCAGAGAUUGUUAAUUUUGAGACAAAAAUGAUUUAUAUUAAUAAGAGUAUUCUGGUUUAUGUAAAAAUACAUGCGACAUAUUUUGCAUAACCAAGAGGCUUCGAAUUAGCUAACAUUAUCCU